CCGGCCGGCGGUGGCCUGGAGGAGGCGGAGACCGAGAGGACUCCAGGUCCGCUGUGGGGAUGAUUCACGAGCUGCUCUUGGCUCUGAGCGGGUACCCAGGCUCUAUUUUCACCUGGAACAAGCGCAGCGGCCUGCAGGUGUCCCAGGACUUCCCAUUUCUCCACCCCAGUGAGACCAGUGUCCUGAAUCGACUUUGCCGUCUUGGCACAGACUACAUUCGCUUCACUGAAUUCAUUGAACAGUACACAGGCCAUGUGCAGCAACAGGUGGGAUCCUAUUUUCUGGAUAUAUGCUUCUGGAGAGCAAGAAUACUACCAGGCUUUCAGUGAAUCCAUUGGUGAUUCAUGUGAAGAUCACUAUCCAUCUCAACAGGGCCAGAGUGGGCUACAUGGGAUCUACCUGAGGGCUUUCUGCACAGGGCUGGAUUCAGUUUUGCAGCCUUAUCGCCAGGCAUUGCUUGAUUUGGAACAAGAGUUCCUGGCUGACCCUCACCUGUCUAUAUCACAUGUCAAUUACUCCUUAGAUCAGUUCCAGCUCCUUUUCCCUUCUGUGAUGGUUGUAGUAGAGCAAGUUAAAAGUCAGAAGAUUCAUGGUUGUCAAAUCCUGGAAACAGUCUACAAACAUAGCUGUGGGGGUUUGCCUCCAGUUCGCAGUGCAUUAGAAAAAAUCCUGGCUGUGUGUCAUGGGGUCAUGUAUAAACAGCUCUCAGCUUGGAUGCUGCAUGGACUCCUCUUGGACCAACAUGAAGAGUUCUUUAUUAAACAGGGUCCAUCUUCUGGUAAUGUCAGUGCCCAAUCAGAAGAGGAUGAGGAGGAUCUGGGAAUUGGGGGACUGACAGGAAAACAACUGAGGGAACUCCAGGAUUUGCGCCUGAUUGAGGAAGAGAACAUGCUGGCUCCAUCUCUGAAGCAGUUUUCUCUGCGGGUAGAGAUUUUGCCAUCCUAUAUUCCAGUAAGAGUUGCUGAAAAAAUCCUCUUUGUUGGAGAAUCUGUCCAAAUGUUUGAGACUCAAAAUGUGAACCUGACUAGAAAAGGGUCCAUUUUGAAGAACCAGGAGGACACUUUUGCUGCUGAAUUGCAUCGACUUAAGCAGCAGCCACUCUUCAGCUUGGUGGAUUUUGAGCAAGUGGUGGAUCGAAUUCGUAGUACUGUGGCUGAGCAUCUCUGGAAGCUGAUGGUAGAAGAGUCAGAUUUACUGGGGCAGCUGAAGAUCAUUAAAGACUUUUACCUACUGGGACGAGGAGAACUGUUCCAGGCCUUCAUUGACACAGCUCAACACAUGUUAAAGACACCGCCCACUGCAGUAACAGAGCACGAUGUGAAUGUGGCCUUUCAGCAGUCAGCACACAAGGUAUUGCUGGAUGAUGACAACCUUCUCCCUCUGUUACAUUUGACAAUUGAGUAUCAUGGAAAAGAACACAAAGCAGAUGCUACUCAGUCAAGAGAAGGCCCUUCUCGGGAAACUUCCCCCCGGGAAUCUCCUGCUUCGGGCUGGGCUGCCCUAGGUCUAUCCUACAAAGUACAGUGGCCUCUACAUAUUCUCUUCACCCCAGCUGUCUUGGAAAAGUACAAUGUGGUUUUUAAGUACUUACUGAGCGUGCGCCGUGUCCAAGCUGAACUGCAGCACUGCUGGGCCCUACAGAUGCAGCGCAAGCACCUCAAGUCCAACCAGACUGAUGCCGUCAAGUGGCGCCUAAGAAAUCACAUGGCAUUCCUGGUAGAUAAUCUUCAGUACUAUCUUCAGGUAGAUGUGCUGGAAUCUCAGUUCUCACAGCUGCUUCAUCAGAUCAAUUCUACUCGAGACUUUGAAAGCAUCCAAAUGGCCCACGACCACUUCCUUAGCAACUUGCUGGCUCAGUCCUUUAUCUUGCUGAAACCUGUGUUUCACUGCCUGAAUGAAAUCCUAGAUCUCUGUCACAGUUUUUGUUCACUGGUCAGUCAGAAUUUGGGCCCACUAGAUGAGCGUGGAGCUGCCCAGCUGAGCAUUCUUGUGAAGGGCUUUAGUUGCCAGUCUUCACUCCUGUUCAAGAUUCUCUCCAGCGUUCGGAAUCAUCAGAUCAACUCAGAUUUGGCCCAACUACUGCUUCGACUAGAUUAUAACAAAUACUAUACCCAGGCUGGUGGAACUCUGGGCAGUUUCGGGAUAUGAAAAGUCCGGUUUAUAAAUGAAAUAACAGCCAAUCCUACCAUGUUCUCGAGUCUAACAGAAGAUUUAGAACAAACCUCCCAUUCUUUGCCACUCACCAGAUGUCUGCAGCCUGGUGAGAAGGCUCUACCUUUCCUCAUGGAAGCAGUCCGGGGAGACAGUUCCUUCCCAUCAAUCCCAUGAGGAAGGUCACUGUUAGGGGAACUGUGGAGUCAGGUAUCCCUCUGCUGGGCACACAAGUGCUGAAUCCUUUACACGAAGACGUCUGUUGGGUGUCUGCUUAUGCAACAGUGAUCUACUGAGCAUUUGUUACACACCUAUGUACUGUUCAAAGUAAAGGAGAUACAGCAGGAAGCAAGCAACAGGAAUCAGAAAAUUAAAUGUUUAGGUUUGGUUCGUAUGUAGAAAAAGAAUAAAUAAAAAUAAAAUAGUAAGUAAGUCAGCUUUACAGUUACUUUGUAAGAGGCUACAAACUUUCUCUAAACCAAGUAAUUUAUACCUACACAGAUUAUCUUUCCUGCUUUAGACAUUUAUGAUUAGGAGCCUCCCACCCUUGGAUCGUCCAAACUGAAUAUGAAGAAUUUUGCCAGUAAAUUCUAAUUAUUUCAGACUAAUAAAAGAUCAAUUCUAGCUAAUGACAAUGGAGAUUAACAACUUAGACUGUGGAUAUGAAAACUGCAGGCCCAAUUUUCCCACCUUAGACAAACCACAGGACUUAUGAUUCUCCUCAGGUUGCACGGCCACCACUGGUCAUCAUUAAUGUUCAUCAUUGAGAACCAAGUGAACACUCACUCAAAGCUGGAAAAGAGCAGUAUUCUUUCUGGCUUUCAUCUACAUUUUCUACCCCUCCUCCCAAAACCAUGAUACCCUAGUCUCCCGAAGUUGUCAACUAGAGAUGAUCCUUUCCAUUGUUACAUCUAGAGCAGGAGUUGUUAACCAUGCAGCAGGCUAUGCAUGGUUCUGUAAAGCUAAUUUUAUUGAAACAUAGCCACAAUUCAUAUGUUACCUAUUGUCUGUGGUUGCUUUCAUCUCACAGCAAAAGGUGAAUAGGUGUAACACCAAAUGCCUAUAAAGCCUAAAUAUUAACUGUUUGGCUUUUCAUAGGAAAAAAAAAAGUUAACCUCUGCUUAGAGAAUGAAGGACAUUCAUUAUAAGAGGGAUGAUGCUAAGGGUAGAGAAGAAAUAGCUUCUAGCAGUAUUAAGACCACAUCUUACAGAAAGUCAUCCCAUCAAUUUAAAGUUACUGUUCUUUCCUAGCAGUUGUUCCUUUUCCCUUUCAGCUCUGAGUAUAGGCAUACUAUAGGUCAGCUAUUAGUGAGUUCAGCUCUAAAGAGAAAGAUCCCUCUUGCUAAUGAUCUAGAAACUCACAGCUGUUCUCAGUUCCAUUCAACUUUUUGCACCACUAUCAAUCUAGCCCCUCACCUGAUUUAAAAGUGAGUUGUGGAAGCACAGCAUUUAGACAGCCUGAUAACCUCAUGACAGUGAUGCAAUAGAAUCAAAUUAAUUCCUAAAUUUAUUUUCCUUUGCUAUCUGUACUCCUAACUAAUGAGCCUGUUUAAAACCUCAGAGAAGGUACUAUGUAUAUCAUUUUUUUCUGAGAUUAAGCUCAAAGAAACAUGAAGAAAUCCCAGUUACUACAACCAAAGAGAUUCAACAUUUAUUUUAUCAUAAAAGUCCAGCAAAUAAAACUAUGUACAAGAUCCAUGCAAAGAAUCCAAUUACACACAAGACACAUUUAAAACCUGAUUAAAACACAAUCUUCACAAUAGCAGGAAUAAAACCAGUAAGACCAAGUA
Molecule: messenger RNA, 3941 nt
Organism: Jaculus jaculus (lesser Egyptian jerboa)
Lineage: Eukaryota; Metazoa; Chordata; Mammalia; Rodentia; Dipodidae
Gene: Tubgcp4
Product: tubulin gamma complex associated protein 4
Exons: 18
Coding region: 253-2148 (631 amino acids)
Biological process (GO): spindle assembly; cytoplasmic microtubule organization; microtubule nucleation
Cellular component (GO): gamma-tubulin complex; equatorial microtubule organizing center; spindle pole
Molecular function (GO): microtubule minus-end binding; gamma-tubulin binding
Source: RefSeq, a predicted model, not a curated record